UUGCAGUGGUUUUUGUUCUUUACAACGAAGGGAUAAUGCCAGGUAAUCAGCCGGAUGAUACAACUGAUGAAGAUGCGACCGAAUUGAAAUUCCCGAAAGAAUUUGAACAAGCCGAUACUUUGUUAACAUCGGAAGUGUACUUACUGUUAGAACAUCGACGCCAACAAAGUGAGCAGAAGGAGGAAAUUGACGAGAUGAGUGAUGUUUUCGUGAAAACUUUAAAUUAUACGCGACGAAUGGCACGGUUUAAAAAUAGGGAAACGAUUCGAGCUGUUAGAACUUUGCUGGCAACGAAACCGCUGCAUAAAUUUGAGGUUGCACAGAUUGCUAACCUGUGUCCAGAAACAUCUGAGGAAGCAAAAGCUUUAAUUCCCAGCUUGGAAAACAAAAUGGAGGAUGACGAGCUGGACGAGGUGCUAAAAGAUUUGCAUAGCAAAAAAACGUUUCAAUAAUUAUUACUUGGGACAAGUGCACUUUUUCUGUACAUUAUCAAGAAAUGUUUUGUUGAUGCUGUUAAAUGGUCAAGAAAGAGAAGGAAAUAAAAACCUUCCUAGCAUAUAAAUAUUUCGGCAAUAUGUUGUCGUGGAACAAUAAAAAUCGAUUUGGAAUUUUAAUAAUUACCUUUUUAUUAGCCUCAUCAAUAACUUCUAUCUGCAGGAACGUUGAUCGCUGUCAGUUUUGUUGAUUAUUGCGGAUUUCUAGAUACUCGGCUUUUUCAUUGGAAAUUUCAUAGAAAAUCGGAAUCCAAAUGACUCGGGAAUAUUCGAAUUACUGAAGAUUUUAGAAGAGUUAGAUGUAAUGACAUGGAAAUUA
Messenger RNA from Loa loa (African eye worm), 813 nucleotides. Its product is annotated as DNA-directed RNA polymerase II polypeptide. The record is from RefSeq and is a predicted model, not a curated record. Lineage: Eukaryota; Metazoa; Nematoda; Chromadorea; Rhabditida; Onchocercidae. Bases 36 to 452 code for a protein of 138 amino acids. The transcript has 5 exons. Gene Ontology annotation, molecular function: translation initiation factor binding; nucleotide binding. Gene Ontology annotation, biological process: transcription initiation at RNA polymerase II promoter; mRNA export from nucleus in response to heat stress; positive regulation of translational initiation. Gene Ontology annotation, cellular component: RNA polymerase II, core complex; P-body.